AUGGCUGAGGGGCUCUCAAAAGCCCUGACCUUCUAUGAGAAGGGGGCCGUGGUGGUGGCGCUACAAGGCCAAGGCCGCGGCGGCAGUGGCAGAGGCGGUGGCUUCCGUGAGAGCCACCCGCAAGGCGGCCAGGGCCAAGGCCCAAGCCCCUCUGCCAAUAACAGCAGCGCGCCUGAUAUGGCCGGGCCGGCUCCUGCUGACAUGGCAGGCGCUGAGUCAUCCGGCGGUAAUGACGUGGCAGAGCGAGUCAUUCUGGCGGGCAGGACGGCAGUGAGGGCACUGCUGGCCCAGGCGGGCAGUUUGAAGCAACUGGGCAGGCUGCCCUAUGCCCUGGAGGCAGGCAGUUGA
Molecule: messenger RNA, 348 nt
Organism: Coccomyxa subellipsoidea C-169
Lineage: Eukaryota; Viridiplantae; Chlorophyta; Trebouxiophyceae; Coccomyxaceae
Exons: 2
Coding region: 1-348 (115 amino acids)
Source: RefSeq, a predicted model, not a curated record